AUGAAGGCCGCCGCCCGCAUCACCCCCGCCUUCCGGCCAGCACUGUUGAGGCAACCCGUCGCCCGUGCGGCGCUAGCCGGUCCCAGCCAGGUGCGCGGGCUGGCGACCGAGGUUUCUGAGCCUGCGCCCGUAGCCGAGGCCGAGGCCAUGCCCAACAUUGAGAUCCCGGCCAACCUUACCUUUGUCGACAUGGCGCCGGCCACGAAGAAGCAGAGCGCCGCUGCGCUCCGCGAGCUCGGCUUCCCCCUCCACAAGAUCUCGCGCGCGACACGCUACGACGAUAUCGAACACCCCCUCUCCUCCCUCGCGUCCGACCACCCGACGCACGCGCUUCCAUCGGGCGAGACUAUCCUCCUUCCCCGCGACGUCUUCAACAUGCCUCUGAGGAAAGACAUUCUGCACCGCAACGUCACCUGGUUCCUCGCAAACAUGCGUGAGGGCAACCAGCACACGAAGAAGCGCAGCACAAUCGCGUACUCUGGGCGUAAGAUCCGCGCCCAGAAGGGAUCCGGUAAGGCACGUCUCGGUGACCGGGGUGCCGGUACCCUGCGCGGUGGUGCGCCAAUCUUCCCACUCUCGCCUCGCGACUGGAGCCAGAAGCUGCCGCGCAAGGUGCAGGAGCUGGGUCUGCGGACAGCACUCAGCGCCAAGUUGCGCGAGGGGUUCAUGCGUAUUGUGCCCGACCUCAAUGAGGGCAUGUGGGCCGGCACAAACUCUGCGAUUCGCGCGCUCGGCGACGGCCUCGUUAACAACGAGUGGGUGCACCGCUUCGGACCACGUCCCGACCUCUCCAUCCUCUUCGUCCACGCCCCUAGCAAGGACAAGAAGGACGUUGCGGAAUUCUGGCGCACUGUUCGCAACCACCCCGGCAUCGACAUGAUGUCCACCGACGAGAUUGUCGUGUACGACCUCCUCAAGUACCGCUGGGUCGUGCUCGAGGCCGAUGUCGUUGACGUCUUUGCGGGCAACCCCUUCGCUGGCGUCGAGUAUGAACCCGCCCUCGCAGCCCAGCUCGAGGAGAUGUUCGCCUCCCAGAUUAAGCUGUAG
Cutaneotrichosporon cavernicola is the source of this 1047-nucleotide messenger RNA. RefSeq lists its product as uncharacterized. Lineage: Eukaryota; Fungi; Basidiomycota; Tremellomycetes; Trichosporonales; Trichosporonaceae. Gene Ontology annotation, molecular function: structural constituent of ribosome. The record is from RefSeq and is a predicted model, not a curated record. Gene Ontology annotation, cellular component: ribosome. The coding region runs from base 1 to 1047 and encodes 348 amino acids. Gene Ontology annotation, biological process: translation. The transcript has 2 exons.